Messenger RNA from Rangifer tarandus platyrhynchus (Svalbard reindeer), 528 nucleotides. Lineage: Eukaryota; Metazoa; Chordata; Mammalia; Artiodactyla; Cervidae. The record is from the annotation of a GenBank genome assembly.
AUGGACUCUGAGCCCAUGUCCUUAAGCUUUCUCUCUCCCCUUCAGGAGCUCUCAGGCCUGUUCACCACAAUCUCCUCCUUGUUUGGCCACACCAGGCAGCAUGGGGGAUCUUUGUUCCCUGACCAGGAAUUGAACCCAUGCUCCCUGCAGUGGAAGCCAAGGAAGUCCCCUUCUUUGAAAACUCUUCCAGAGGAGCCAGCUAAAAGCAACAGUCCCACCUCACAAGAAUCUGAAUUCAAGCUCUUUAUUUGGGAGGGAACCCAGGAGGAGCCUAUAGAAAGAGAUCGAAGUGGGAAGAGAAGGAGGCCGAGAAGGCAGGGAUGGCUAAACCCAGCACACCUGCUGGCACCUGGCACUCUGUCCCCUGUCGGAAGCAUAUCUGAGAUUUUUCCUGCCCAGGAGCCAGGAGAGCUGGGCAGGAUCCACCACCCUGCUGGUCACUGGGGAAGUAGUGGCCAUUCACUCCAGCCAGCGCCCCCUGCAGGCACCUCUGAGGCAGGGCCAGGCUUGCAGUUGUUCAGUGGCUAA